Molecule: messenger RNA, 968 nt
Organism: Drosophila ananassae
Lineage: Eukaryota; Metazoa; Arthropoda; Insecta; Diptera; Drosophilidae
Product: integumentary mucin C.1
Exons: 5
Coding region: 5-772 (255 amino acids)
Cellular component (GO): extracellular region
Molecular function (GO): chitin binding
Source: RefSeq, a predicted model, not a curated record
UGAAAUGCGAGUGGAAAGAAUGAGCAUGUGGGUAUGGAAGGCGCUUGUAGCUUUGCUCUUGGUCCAGAGGAUCACAGCCGUAUGCAAUGUGUGCCAAGAUGCCAGUCACAUUGCAUGUCACAGCGAAACCACAUUUUCCGUCUGCUAUGAUGGAGAGCCAUCUUAUGAUCUACUGAGCUGUCCUUCUGGUUAUUAUUGCACGGAUGACUUCUACACUUGUUAUGAAAAUGCAACACCCAUUUGCAACUCAGGAGAGGAUACGACCACCACCACAGCUGCUCCCUGGAAUGCCGAUGACGAGUGCCAGCAACAGAGUCAGACAACCUUUAUGGAAAACAAGGAUGAUCCCACUUGUACAACCUAUAUAAUAUGCCUUGUGCAAGAUGGAAGCAAGACUACCAACGUGCUCACCUGCAGAGCCAACACUUAUUAUAGUACGAGCUUGAAGGGAUGCACCUCCACUCUGCCAGAUGGGUGUGUGGAAACGACAACUACAACCAUCUCAACCACCAUCCCAACCACCAUUCCCACAACGACAACCACUGUGACCACCACCACGACCACGACAGCAAAGCCUUGGAGUGCUGAAGAAACGUGCAAGACAGUCACCAAGAUCACUUUAUUUGCCAACGAAGAUGAUCCCACAUGCACCUCUUACCUAUACUGCUAUGUUAACAAUGGAGUUACUACAGCUCUGAUUAAAAAUUGCCCAUCAGGCCUAUAUUUUAACAAAACUAGCUGCUCCGCGACGAAACCAGAUACCUGUACAUAAUAGAGUUUCAAUUUUUUCACUUUUUUAUAAAAUGAAAGCAAAUUAAUAAAAAUAUGAGAAGCAAAUAUAAUAAAUAAUAGUUUAUGGAGUUGUUGCUGAGUGUGGAGAUUUAAAGAGCCUAGGUAGUUUAGAUUUUAUUAAACACGCUUAAAAAUGAUAUACAAGUUUCUUUCUUUUAUGGCUGGGUCUUGAGUUA